CUAGGGAUAUAAGCAAUGUUGAAAUUCUAUGCAAUUCAAAAAUUUUGUUUUUCUUUCAUUAAGGAAAAUGGUCAACGAAAAUAUGGAGGGCCACCACCAGAUUGGAAUGGACCACCCCCAGAACGAGGUUGUGAGAUUUUCGUUGGAAAACUUCCCCGAGAUCUCUUUGAAGAUGAACUUAUUCCAUUAUGUGAAAAAGUAAUAAAUCAACAGUAUCUUUUACAAUACCAUAAAUCCAGUUUACCAAUGCAGCUCUUCAUCAAAAACGUUCUUAUCUCCUUCCAUAAAGAUGCCAUCACUUUUUACAUUUAUCUUCAUUCCAAUUACAUUGCAGGACGGAUACAAUUAUGGGGGCAUCCGAUUGCUGUAGAUUGGGCAGAACCAGAAGUUGAGGUGGAUGAAGAUACAAUGUCAUCUGUUAAAAUCCUCUACGUGAGAAAUCUUAUGUUAACUACUGCUGAAGAAACCAUUGAAAAAGAAUUCAACCACAUUAAGCCAGGUAAAAAAAAUAUAAGAGAUGGUAUCUCAUAUAUCUUCCAUGUGUUCUCUUCCGUCUUCAAGGUGUUGGAUGGCUCUCCCAUUGAAGUCACCUUAGCAAAGCCGGUUGACAAAGACAGCUAUGUUAGAUACACCAGAGGUACAGGAGGUCGAGCAGCGGCGUUGCCAGAAUUUACCUACACCUUUGGCCAUGUCUACGAUCCUGCCACAGCUUACCUAGGAGCUCCAGUUUUCUAUGCGCCACAAGCCUAUGCUGCCAUUCCUGGCUUCCAUUUCCCUGCUGCUAAAGGCCAUCUCAUCAACAGAGGCAUCAUUAGACCUUCAACCAUUAGAGGUAAUUGUUAAGUAAGCUCCCCGUUGGGAGAGCGAGUACGUUCAGAGAAGCGUUGUGAGAGUUGUGUUGGAGAA
This is a messenger RNA of Thamnophis sirtalis, 906 nucleotides long. The record is from RefSeq and is a predicted model, not a curated record. NCBI's taxonomy places the organism in Eukaryota, Metazoa, Chordata, Lepidosauria, Squamata, Natricidae.